UGAUUCGGUUAUCGUCGCCAUAAUAGAGAAAUUCCGCUAUGAGCGCCACAUAUGCGUUCGCCCAACAAAAUCGCAACAACCGUAAAAAUACGUGAACAUUUACUAUUAGGUACUAGGUAUAUAGGUAGUUUAUUGUAAAAUUUUUUUAUAUUAAUUUAAUUUCAUUAUUUAUCAUGCCGGGACACAGGUGCAUCGUACCAGGAUGUAAAUCUGGUUACGACUCCUGUGUCAAUAAAUACCAUUUUUUCACUGUCCCAAAAGAUCUGGCUAAACUUGAACUAUGGAAAAAAGCUAUACCGAGGAAAGAAUUUGUAUUUAAACCAAGGCAAGUGGUUUGUGAAUUACAUUUUCACGAAGAAGAUAUAAUAAGGACAAAAAAAAUUACAGACAUAAAUGGGAAAAUUGUCGUAGAGGCGCCAUAUAAAAUUCCUCGACUUAAAGAAAAUGCAGUGCCAUCAAUUUUCCCAAACUGUCCAAAAUAUUUAUCAAGGCCAUUAAAACAUAGAAAACCACCAUUAUUGAGAAUAAAUCCUGAUUAUAUUAAAAAAAAUAAUAAUCUGAUUAAUCAAGAAAACAUAAUUACUGUUCAAAAUAAUAUCCAACUAUUGUCAUUUUCUAGGAUUCAGGAAAAUAUUAACAGUAUAGUUAUUCCUAAAGGCUGGAGUACACAUAUUAUUGAAAAACAACUCAUAAUGUUUUCUUAUUACUCUAUUAAAAUAGAAAAACAGCCAACUUACAUACCUACACCAUUUAUAUUUAAAAGAGUUUGUGUAGGUAUUAACUUGAAUAUUAAAUGUUAUAAAUUUGGCCUGGAAAAAAUAUGUAGUAUUGCAGAAUUAGAAGAGUUAGUAAAAACAUUUGAUAAUUCAAGUAUUUGCAGUGGAUUUAAAGUAGAUGACGAUAUUCAAAGUCAAAAAACCUUCAUUGACUUGGCUGGUACACAAAGACACUUCAUGUGCCAAUAUAUUUUGGAAGGUUCUAAAAAGUGUGAACAUUGUACACGUGCUGAACGAAGUCUUAAUCGCCAAAAACUAAGAUUGAAAAUAAAUAAUACCCCACAUAGAAUUAGACUUUUAGUUAGCCAUAGAUAUAGGAAUCAACUACAACGACUUCGCAUGAGACACAAUGUUACAAGAAAUAAGAAAAAUCGAACCAUGAUAUUAAAUAAAAAGUUUAAAAAUAAUAUUUUUAAUUUACAAAAACAAAUUUCAGAAUUAACUUCUAUUAGCCUUGAAGAAAGAUUGCUCAAAAAUGCAGUUCCAAAUAACCAACGAAUUGCUUUGCUUCAAAUUUUAUCUGCAUCACAAGUCAAUAAUAAAAAAGGAUGUAGGUACUCUGAAGAUUGGUUGCUAUUAUGUAUACUGUUUCAUAUGCGUUCUCCUUGCGGUUACAAUUUUAUUAGAAAUCAUGAUAUUAUGCCUUUACCUUGUGUAAGGACCAUAAGGAGGUAAAUAAGUA
Molecule: messenger RNA, 1458 nt
Organism: Acyrthosiphon pisum (pea aphid)
Lineage: Eukaryota; Metazoa; Arthropoda; Insecta; Hemiptera; Aphididae
Exons: 2
Coding region: 174-1451 (425 amino acids)
Source: RefSeq, a predicted model, not a curated record